CUGACCGUUUGACAUUUGACAGUGACAGUAAAGUGUCAAAUUGUUGAAGAUGGUUGAUCGAAUUAAAAUCAACUUUCUUCGUUAAUAACUACCAAAAUAAACAAUGAUCUAGAAUAUUUUAUACCAUUAUCGUAAAAACUAUUUGUUCAUAUAUUCAUCUUCUAUAAAAUGGGUGAUAGUAGCGAUUCAGAAGAGUUUUUUGACGCUGAAGAGUUCACACCCGUCAAGGGAUCAAAGAGAUCAUCAAUAUGCAAGAAUAUAAAUGUAACAGACAGUUCCAAUGGAGAUAAGGAAAGAAACCAGACCAAAACAAAUGAUUUACAACCUGUUGCUGUUACCAGCACUCCAGUUUCAGAGAACACAGUUUUGCAAGAUGACAGAAAUACUGUUAAAAAUGUUGUGCAAGGUCGUAAACGAUUUCAAGAGCUACGUCGGUGUAUGCAGACAGAGGAAGAAGAUGAGCCUGACCCUGGUGCCCCUGUAUCAGCUCCGAUGGAACACCCAUUCAAAAUUAUAUCUCAUGAUACGAUGAGCUUGCAAAGUAUGACGUCACUCGGCAGAAUUGGAAGAAUUUUGAGUGGAGUGGCAGAUUCACAUCAAAAUAUUCGUGAAUCGACCUUUGCGCCAUCAGCUUCUUCAAGAGAACCUUCAACUAUAUCAGAUGAUCCUUUGAAUGUGGACAGAAACCAAACAAUUGCGCUAGCGAUGGCGGAGCCGGACGUGAUCGCGAGCACGAAGGCGAACAGCCUGAAGCAGAGCCGCGCCGGCGCCGUCGUGGCCGUCAGCGGCGCCGAGCCGCGCCCCGUCGCGCCGCCGCGCCGCAAGAAGAGAAACAAGCUGCACGGGUCGCAGUCGCUAUCGACGACGGAGGGAGACAACUUAAGCGUAUCGGACUCACACAGGCCACUCGACGAUUUAUUGGUGGAGCCUCUCUCUAAUACAGUGAAUCAAACUAUGUCACUGCCAAGUCCAGCUAGCACAAUAGAGUCAUUGACCAGGGAGUUCCAAGACUCGUUGGAGUUAUCACAAUCCAAAUAUGCAGCGGAUAUGUCAUCACUCAGCGUACACGAGUCCCGUUCAAGCGAGCGCGCCAGCACUUCGUCCAGAAGCAGCACCGCCACCUCCUUGAGGCCUCUACCUCAUCACUCCACGUUAGAUAUUAAAGAAGCCGUUAAAGGAGACUACGUGGUGCGACCACAGGACGAGGAACGGUCGCGCGGUGGGGUGGGAGACGGAGGGGAGGGAGAGGGUGCUGCUACCGGCGGGGGGGCUGGCAACGGAGGGUCCGCCCGCACGCACAGCGAGGGACGACCGCCCACCACCGGCACCUCCAGUCUAGGCUCCGCGACCCGGCGCGGGUCGGGCGCGCGCGCGCGGCGGCGCUCGGCCGGCGACCCCCCGCAGGGCGCGGCGCUGGGCCCGCAGCUGUCCGACAUCGAGAUACUGGAGCAGGUCACCGUGCUCAACCUGGACACCGGCGAACGCAUGCCUCUCAGCGUGGCUGAACACAAGUUACCGCAAUGCAUCAACCCACUAAGUUUGCACAUAAUGCGCCUCACAUCCGAGUACAUCGGACGCACAAACGACGACGAACACACGAGUCCGAAGAGCAAACCAAAGAAUAUAUGGAGGAAGAGAGCCUCGAUCAGUAUAUCAAGCACUUCCUUCAGCCUUUUGAAGCGAUCUCCGUCCACGCCCAUACAACCUGCAAUAUCAAUCCUCAGUAUAGACACUAGAGAAACUGAUGAAGAGAGCGAAAGCGUCUGCGCUGGCGGCGCCGAAGAUGAAAUGAAGGAGAUAAAGAAGGAAGGAACAGACAGACAGACGACCGCCAUCAAGAGGAAGACUGAGAAACUGAUGCGUGCAGAUCUAGUGAAGUGUCAUUCCCAAGACAACAUAAAUAUCAGAUUAAAGCGGUUCUUCGGAAGUACGGUUAAGAAGACCGUGGACGCGGCCAAGUCGCUGGCGCAGGAGGUGUCGCACGCGCGCCACAAGGAGGACGUGGCCGACAUCGCCGACGACGUGCGCGGCGAACACAACAUCAAGCUCAAGGCUUCCAACUCGCACAAGGGCCCGUACGACUUCGACGGAUGCGUUCGUUACGUUCAGGAGAUGGGCGCGGGCGAGGCGGGCGCGGAGGCGGGCGGGCACGCGGGCGCCGUGUGGUGCUGCAAGUUCAGCGUGUGCGGCCGCCUGCUGGCCACGGCCGGCCAGGACCGCCUGCUGCGCAUCUGGGUCACGCGCGACGCGCACCGCAUGUUCCAGGACAUGCGCACGAAAUACAACGCGAAACAGAAGGCCUCCCCUACCCCCUCCCAGGAGUCUCUCGCUUCGCUGGCCGCCCCUCCCCCGUCGCCGGAAGACCAGCCCCCCAUCGGCCCCUCCGCGCCCUUCUGUCCGAAACCCUUCUGUAUCUACUCCGGUCACACUUCCGAUCUUCUGGACGUUUCCUGGUCGAAGAACAACUUCAUCUUGUCGAGUUCUAUGGAUAAGACUGUGAGAUUGUGGCAUAUUUCGAGAGGGGAGUGUCUGUGCUGUUUCCAGCACAUAGAUUUUGUGACCGCGAUAGUGUUCCACCCCCGAGACGACAGGUACUUUUUAUCGGGAAGUCUAGACGGGAAGUUGAGGCUCUGGGAUAUCCCUGAUAAGAAGGUUGCUGUAUGGAACGAAGUCGAUGGCAAAACGAAACUAAUAACAGCCGCGAACUUCUGCCAGAACGGAAAAUUCGCAGUCGUCGGUACAUACGACGGACGGUGCAUUUUCUACACAACGGACCAACUCAAAUACCACACACAGAUCGACGUACGAUCCACGAGAGGGAAGAACUCAACGGGCAGGAAGAUCAGCGGAAUCGAACCGAUGCCCAAUGACGAUAAAAUCUUAGUCACCUCCAACGACAGUCGCAUCCGACUCUACGACUUGAGGGACCUGAACUUAUCUUGCAAAUACAAAGGGUACGUGAACGUGUCCAGUCAAAUAAAGGCAUCCUUCUCACACGACGGUAAAUACAUAGUGAGCGGUUCCGAGAACCAGUGUAUAUAUAUUUGGAAGACGUGUCACGAUUACUCGAAGUUCACGUCAGUCAGGAGGGAUAGGAACGAUUUCUGGGAGGGUAUAAAGGCCCAUAAUGCGGUGGUCACGUGUGCUGUCUUCGCGCCGAACCCGGACCAUAUGAUCAGGAUGAUAAAUGAGAGGGAGGAGAAGAUGAAUGCUAACGCCCACAAAACGAUGGACGAAAAGGAUGAAGUGAAGGCAGCCGAAGGCGGCAUGGUGUCUUCAUCUCAGACGGGUCACGUGCUCGUGAGUGCGGACUUCAACGGCUGCAUCAAAGUGUUCGUGCACAAAGCCAAGCCCAAACACAGCUCGCUGCCCGCCUCCGCUCUCGCUUAAUGUUACAGCCAUACAUGACACGAUACAAGACGACAGCUUUCUGUGGAACUACUCUGCGAACCUGGGCACUCACUUACGGCUGAAGCGUUUGAUGUAGUCAUGACGUCACUGGUGGACUGGAGCCUCGGAUGUGCUCAAAAACUUGAGUCCAAUUCUAUUUUAAAAAAAAAACUUUCAUCCACUCCUUGUCGUUUUCUCGUUACAAUCUCCCGUCGACGUAUUCGUUAUACAGGCUUCCUGCACGCAAAAAAAACUUCAAUAAUGUCAAAACUCACUUGACACAUUAAAUACUUACACUUCUAAGUGAGUACCCGGUAUAAGAACUAAUUUGAAAUUCGACGUCGUACUCGAUUGUGUAUUGUCAGAAGUUGAUACGUAAAAUUGACUGUAAUCAUAUUUAACGUACAAGUAUCAAAAUUGUGUAAAACGGUAAGCUUACAUUUUACGAUCGGUUUGAACGUUCGGAGUCAAAUUAAUUUCUAAGAGUAUCUGCGUUUAUUGAAUAGUCUGUCACACCACGACUUGGUAUUAUGUUUAAGUUAGAUUUUUCUAACAUAUUUAAAGAUUAAAUUUACUUGACAGUCUCUAGUAAACAAUUAACAAAUUCCAAAUAAAAUCCUUUACAUUGUAAAAUGCACAUAAGCUAUAAGUUCUACCUGCGUAGUUAAUUUAACAUCACUUGGUU
Messenger RNA from Vanessa tameamea, 4075 nucleotides. RefSeq lists its product as uncharacterized. NCBI's taxonomy places the organism in Eukaryota, Metazoa, Arthropoda, Insecta, Lepidoptera, Nymphalidae. Bases 169 to 3390 code for a protein of 1073 amino acids. Gene Ontology annotation, molecular function: protein binding. The record is from RefSeq and is a predicted model, not a curated record. The transcript is spliced from 20 exons.